UUUGUUGAGGUGUUGUCAAAUGUGAAGAGUGAUCCUGCUGAAACUGCAUAUUGGUCAAUGAAUAUGAACUACAACAGAUCUGAUUUCUCUGAUGUCAGAACUAUUUAUUAUGGCUACGAUGUUAACAAUCCUUUGCCAAGAACCGAAAUUAAUCGCAGGACUUGGGAGUAUUCUCCUUCUAUGCACAUUGAAGAAUCAACCAUGGUCAUGCAAUCCCAAGAAAAUGUAGUUACAACUUCAGAUGCUGCUGAAGAAUGUCCUGAUGACGAUCAAGAUGAUGAUAGUCCUGAGGUUGCUUGGCAAGAUGUCGUUGAUCCUGAUAGCAUGACUUACGAGGAAUUACUUGAAUUAGGUGAGGCAGUAGGAAGUCAAAGUCGAGGUCUUUCUCAAGAACUUAUCAAGUUGCUUCCAACCUCUAGAUAUAAGGCGGGUGGUUUUUUCUCAAGGAAAAAAUCCAGAGAGAGAUGCGUAAUAUGCCUGGUGACGUACAAAAUCGGGGACCAACAAAUGACAUUGCCAUGCAAGCAUGUAUACCACUCCAAAUGUGGGAGGAAGUGGCUCAGCAUAAAUAAGACAUGUCCGGUUUGCAAUAGUGAAGUGUUCGGGGAUGAAGUAAGGAAUUGAAAACAUUAUUGGGCAAGCGUACAGAUACAAGCUUAGUUUUUGUGUUGUCUUCAUUUUUGUUCCUGGUUCCUGGUUUUUAGGUACAGAGAGCUGAUUUUGAAUUUACGGCUAUAUAGUCACCUCCUCCUCCUCUUCUUCUAACUGAUAUGACCAGUUAUGUCUCGUGGUACUCAGAAUCUAAUAUAGAUAGAAAAAGGUUCUAAA
Molecule: messenger RNA, 828 nt
Organism: Chenopodium quinoa (quinoa)
Lineage: Eukaryota; Viridiplantae; Streptophyta; Magnoliopsida; Caryophyllales; Amaranthaceae
Product: E3 ubiquitin ligase BIG BROTHER-like
Biological process (GO): negative regulation of organ growth; protein ubiquitination
Molecular function (GO): ubiquitin-protein transferase activity; ubiquitin conjugating enzyme binding
Source: RefSeq, a predicted model, not a curated record